CCGUCUCCUCGAGGAAACAGCCGGCGAGCGCAUGACGGGUCGCUCAGGCGAAUCUCCGUCGGAUUUCCGCCACUUUCCGGUCCCGCCUCUUUCAAGGCUACUCUCUCUCUCUCUCUCUCUCUCUCUCCAUAUAUAAAUAGAGUCGCCAUUCAAAUCCCCAGAAGAACCAGACUGCUUCUCUCUCAUCUCCAUUCAAAUCCAGUCGAUCGAUCUCUCUCUCCCACGCUCGAGCUCGCUCCCUGUCGCGAUCGCAAGGAAGAUGGCAGAAUCACCUAAGGACACGGCAGUGGUGAAUCAGAAAGAGGAUAAAUCAUUACUAGAUGCUGAAUUUGGAAAGGAGUUCCUGACCUCCUGGAAGUCGUUGUCUGUGGCAGAAGAUGAUGCAGUGGAUUUUAGCUUUGAUACAGUUGGCAAAGGCAAAACAAAGAAAUUCAACUUUGAUAAACUGGAUGUUGAUUUUAACCUGGAUGGCGACUUUGACAAGUUUUCAUCAUUCAAAGUGGAUAUGCCAGAUCUUGAUUUCUCUCGUCCAUCUAAGAAAUCUCCAAACAAGGACAGAAAUGAAGCAGAAUCACCUGAUGAAGGAAAUUCCAAGAAAAGAUUUUCUUUCUCCUUUGAUUUUAAUGAGUUGGAUGGCUUUAAUCUUGAUUCACCCAUGACUGAGGGAGAACAAGGUGGGAAGAAGGUUACAGGAAGCAAAGGGACAUCAUCACAGAUGAAUGAGCACCAGGGCUUGAAAACUCGCCUUCCUGAGGCAGUUCCUGACUCUGAGGUUAAUGCUAUGAUUGAUAAUGUUCAAUCAUCACGCUGUGUGGGUACACCAGAGAUUCAAGUAGGAACUUCUGUAACUUCAACUUCUAUGCCUAACCCAAGAAUGGAUUGGGUGCCAAAGCCCACAGCCUGUAGAAAUGCAAUUACAGAACAAUCUUCUUUCGAAAGGACAAACAGUGGGUGUUCUUAUGAAUCUGAUCAACAAGAUCAUUCAUCAGACAAAACAGCGUCAAGAGAAGUACAUAUUCAGCCUGGGGUUGACACAAAUUUAAGUACCAUCCCAGAGCUUCCAAGAAAGGAUUUGUCUAUUGUCAACAGUUUAAAUUGCACUUUGGGUGAAGAGCAGAGUAACAGGGAAGAAUCAGAAGGGGAAGCCACAUAUUCUCAUGGCAACAUGCAGUCAGAAGGUUCAAGUGUGCCACAUGUUCCAGGAACAGAAGGCGAGGCAAAUGGAAGCAAUAAACCUUUUCUUGAUACAUUGAAUGCUACUAAGGCUGAUAACGAAGACGCCAAGCCUGUGACAAGUCUUAAUGAUACAGCCUGUAUUAUCCCAAGUAAAGUACUGCAUGAUAGUGAAAUGGCUGUUUUCAGUAGAGAGCCUGGACAAGCCCACUCGAAUCGUUUCAAGAGAUCAGAGGAAACUACAAGUCAGUCUUCUCGAGAACCAUCAACUGGGAGAAAGCUUACUCAAUUGAGCAGCAAAGGACUUGCUUCUUUACAUCUAAAUGAAACUAGGUUGGGAGAUAAUGCCAAGGAUUCUCAAGUUGGGGGAAAGUCACUCGUUGGUCUAAAUUCACUGGCAAGGGAGCAAACAAAAAGGCAACCUCCUCUGGCUGAAUGCCAUAUCAGUGUGAGACCCACUUCUCCACUGGGUUCUCUAUGCAAGACGAGCAGUUUAAAUGAGUUGUCAAAACCAAUUGAUAAGAUAUGCGUGAAUCCUGAAGUCACGAAUUCCAGCAAGGAGUCUUUUAAGGAUUCAAGGGUCAGAAAUGUUGAUGUGAAGAACAGUAACUCUCUUAAUUCUGCCAAGAGGGCUUUUCAUCUUUCUAGCUUGAGAAUGAUGAGGGCCAUAAGAACCAGAGAAGGCCAACUUGGUUCUAAUCCUACAGAGGAAAUCAGUUCCAUGAGGGACUCUGAGCAAAUUACAGCUAAGCGAGCGUUACCUCAUUGUAGCAAAAGCACCGAAAAUGGAUCACUUCUCAAGUCAUCCUUAAAGCGGAAAUCAUAUGAGGGAUUAGACGCCAAUUUAAUGCCAUUUAGUCCAUUAAAACAGCUCUCUCGGUCUCCAAGUGAGAAAAGAAGUUUCAGAGAUUCCUCCAAAACUGUUGUCACAGAACAGGGGUCAGUUGCCAAUUUGAUGUCAUUUAGUCCACCGGAAUGGCCCUCUGAAGCUCCCAGUGAAAAAAGAAGUUUCAGAGAAUCCUCCAAAGCUGUUGUCACAGAACAGGUUUGCAUUCAUGAGAACACCGAUCAAAGCAAAACGGACAGUCUGUCCGGUGACCAUCCUAAAUUUCAGCUUAAGAUUUCUCCUAAGGCAAGGUCCACCGAAAUUGGAAGUCCAUCAGUCAUGGAAUCUGAUGAAAGUGUUGAAAAGGCUGAAGCUUAUACCAAGGAACUUGAAGAUAUCUGCAACAUGCUAAAGAAGAAGCAGGAAGAAGCUAAAGAAUUGCUUGUUCGAUCACUUGUGACCAACAACAAUCUGUUAAUGCUUAAUCAUCCCAUCUACGAAGAACAGAUCCGUAGGGUGCAAAAGUAUGCAUCACGGCUCAUGUCCAAGGAGAUUCACACUUGAAGUUGUAUCAGACGAGGUAUCUACUUUGCCUCUCUCUCUCUCUCUCUCUCUCUCUCUCUCUCUCACUCAAAAACACAUAACAUUCACGAUUGUGUAUGAAUCACACCCAGACAGAAUAGAUCAUGGAUGCAUGUGCCUCUAAUUGUCUCCUUGCUCAGACACUUAUCUGAACAUGGGAGCAAUGAUGAAUCAGGAAAGUAUAUGCAGGCUUGUUUCUCAGACUUUUGGAUUGUGGAAGCAUACUGGCUUCCUGCAUAUAUUCAGGGGGUCUCUUUUUGGCACCCUGUCGGUUUGGGAUGAAAUUCCAAGGACAUUUCCGGGUGCUUUGCUGAAUCAAGACUAUUUUUCUUCAUUACUUACCUUACCCCGCCC
Molecule: messenger RNA, 2935 nt
Organism: Eucalyptus grandis
Lineage: Eukaryota; Viridiplantae; Streptophyta; Magnoliopsida; Myrtales; Myrtaceae
Exons: 16
Coding region: 260-2563 (767 amino acids)
Source: RefSeq, a predicted model, not a curated record